Messenger RNA from Acytostelium subglobosum LB1, 918 nucleotides. RefSeq lists its product as hypothetical. The transcript is spliced from 2 exons. The record is from RefSeq and is a predicted model, not a curated record. The annotation marks the transcript as partial. NCBI's taxonomy places the organism in Eukaryota, Evosea, Eumycetozoa, Acytosteliales, Acytosteliaceae.
AUGGAUCAACAUAAUGAAUACUAUGAUUAUGAUGAUAGUCAUGAUAGUAAUGAUAAUGGAUAUGAUUAUGAACAUGAGAGUAUGAUUGACAAGUACUCAUUGUUAUUAUCAUUGACACUUAUAUUCUUGUCAUUCUUCUUAUGGAGAAAUUCAACUCUAUUACCAAGAAUAUAUACUGAUAUAUCAACUUAUAUAAGUAAUACAUAUACAUCAUGGAGAUAUCCAAAUCAAUCACAACAUCAACAACAACAACAACAACAACCUCAAACUCAACAAUCCCAACAAACAAGUGAUCAACCUUUUGAUGAAACACAUAACAAUGUUGAUGUUGAUGACUUGGUAUCAAUCAACAUCAUUCAGCGAGAGACAACACAUCAUCGUAGAUUCAGAAGGUCACGUGUCAGUACUGUUGCCGAGCUCAAAUCAUACUUAUUCCCCUUUGAUAUGCAGAAUGGCAACAGGGUAAUGUUUAUAUAUGGUGGCCGAUCAAUGAUUGAUUCCAAUACAUUGGUCUCUUAUGGUGCUGCUUUCGACGACCCUUACGCAGUCCCACCGACAAUACAUUGUAUAAUACGACCUCCAACAGACCAACCAGAUCAACAACAUCAACAACAGCAACAACAACAGCAGCAACAACAACAACAUCAACAUCAUCAACAACAAUCAGUUGUUGUAACCUCAUGGAUGACAUCAAAGAGUCUGUACACGCUCACUGGAUUGUUCUUGGCGGCCUUGUGGAGUUUCCAAAUCACAAGACCCAAAUACUUUGAUCGAAUGGCCACACUACUGUUACUAGUCUUCACUAUUGGAUGGGGCUACAGCUUCUAUGCAUCAACUGCCAAUGCGACUGCGGCUGCCCGUGCGGCCAGAGCUACAGCCCAGGGCGCGCCACCCCAAGCUCAAAACCGACAAUACUAU